GUCUCGAAUGAAUACUGUAGUAGAGAAUCGCGAUUUGAAUUUUUUUUUAACAAACAACCCUUUUAACAUGAUUAUAUUUAUAUAAAAGCAAUUCCUCCAGCACUCAAGGUGCGUAUCUGAAACCAUGCUAAGUUUGAAUUAGUGCAAUAUUUAUUGUCCUAAAAAUCAAUAGAAUUGUGACAAAGGAGAUGGAUUCUUUUUUCAGUCUUUUUGAUCCCAGUAAUGGGAAUGAUUGCUCUAUGAACGAAGAUUUUGCUCUUAAUAAUUUGCUGAAUGAAAAUUCCCUGCCUCCUGAACCCCAGCUUGGAAAUGUUGAAUACAAAUUAAAAAUUGUUAAUCCAACCAAACAAAGGUUUGAACAUCUAGUUACCCAGCUUAAGUGGAGACUUCGCGAAGGUAACGGCGAAGCCAUUUAUGAAAUAGGUGUCGAAGACAGUGGAAUUCUUGCUGGAUUGUCUAAACGUGAUAUGACAGCUAGUUUACAAACUUUGGAGCAAAUGGCUAAAAAACUUGGAGCAAGCACAACUCUACUCAGAGAAAAGCAACUGGACAAUUCACGUAGUGUGGCUGAAGUUCUAGUAAGAAAAAUUCCCGAUGAUCAGAAUAACAUUGAAAUAAGGGUGGCUGUUUUGGGAAAUGCAGAUGCCGGGAAAAGUACAUUAUUAGGAGUGUUGACGCAGGGAAACUUGGAUAAUGGUAGAGGCAAAGCAAGGCUAAAUAUGUUCCGCCACUUACAUGAAAUACAAAGUGGCCGAACUUCAUCCAUAUCUCACGAGAUUUUAGGCUUCAACUCGCAGGGUGAACCUAUUAAUUAUAGUUCCAGUGAAUUAAUCACUGCAGAGGAGAUUUGCGACAGAAGUACAAAACUUAUAACAUUUCUGGAUUUGGCCGGACAUAAGAAAUAUAUUCGCACAACCAUACAGGGUCUAUCGGGUUAUUCGCCUCAUCAUGCAAUGCUUGUAAUUUCAAGUACCGCGGGUGCAGUGGGAAUGGCUCACGAACACCUAGCUAUAGCGGUCGCUCUGAAUGUACCAUUUUUCAUUGUGAUUACUAAAAUCGACUUGACUGACCCUGCGAAUACCCUACAAAGUCUCGAAUCUUUUUUGAAACAAGUGGGUAGCAGACGUGUACCUCUCAUAAUCAAGAACUUGGAUGACGUAAUCACUGCAGGAGCAAACCAGUUAACAGAGAAUAUUGUUCCAAUAUUUUGUGUGUCUAGCGUCAGCGGGGACGGCUUGGAGUUGCUCUUAAAAUUUUUACAUGUGCUUCCCCCCGGCAGCAGCUCGAAGGAAAAGGAGAGACUAGAACAGGAAUUACCGGAAUUUCAUAUCGACGAAAAUUUCCGGGCUGGAGCUGUGGGGCAAGUUUUUGGCGGGCUAUUAACCAAAGGUGUGAUCAUCGAAGGUGCCCAGAUGCAAAUAGGACCAAUGAAAAAUGGCUCUUUCCAAAGCGUAGUCGUAAAAUCUAUUCAUAGAAAUCGAGUACCAUGCAGAAUGGUACGAGCGGGACAAAGUGCCGCAAUCUCUCUAGAUAGUUACCUGCCUAAUUUGAGAAACGGAAUGGUUUUAGUUUCGAAAGAGCACACGGCUCAUGGAUGCCUAUUUUUCCAAGCGACCGUAUCAGUUCUCUUCCACGCAACAGCUGUUUAUCCCGGUUUCCAAACCACUGUCCAUAUUGGAAAUAUAAGACAAACAGCAGUUGUCAUUGGUAUAUGUUCGUCGAAAUGUAUCCACACGAAUGAGAGAGAUUCAGUGCUUUUUAAAUUUAAAGUACAUCCUGAAUAUGUAACCGUUGGUCAAAGACUUCUCUUUAGAGAAGGUGCAUCUAAAGGUAUAGGCGAGAUCACUCAAAUAUUCCCACUGACCAAUGGGGAUGAUAACUAAGUAUGUGCUUUAAUUUUUGGAAUUGCUGACAGUGACUUAGUAUUUGUUUUUUGUUAUGUCCUUAAUUCUUAGCUCUCAUGCAUUGUUGUACAGAAGGUCGAUUGUGGUUGAAAAAAAUUAAGUCUCUAGUACUAGCAGUACUUUUGAUUGAUUUUAAAAGAAGUCUCUCAUUUGAAAAAAAAAAUCGCCUCUCAAGCUAAUUGAUUAUUUUAUAACUGACCAUAAAAAUUUCUUUUUUUUUUCCUAAAGGCAAAGAUUCGUGGAAACAUAUCGAGUUGCAAUACCUUCGAAACAUUAAUUAACUACUCUCUUAUAUGUUUAUUAUGGUAAUAACUUAUAAUUGUGUGACGAUAAAAGUUCAAAGUUAUUUUUUUAUUGAGAUAAGGUUGAGACUGCUUCAACCUUGAAACUAUUAAAUAUAUGUCCAGUUAAAAACUUUUUAUGAAAAACAACUGUGAUUAUAAAUAGUAGGUUAGGUUUCCAGUAUUGUGGGCCACAUUUUUCAAAUAGUGAAAAACAUGGCGUUAAAUUAAAUAGUACUUUCUAAAACACAAAUUGCGUACUAUGUCAAACUUGGAUCUCCGUUAAUAAAU
Cylas formicarius (sweet potato weevil) is the source of this 2476-nucleotide messenger RNA. RefSeq names its product GTP-binding protein 2. The record is from RefSeq and is a predicted model, not a curated record. Lineage: Eukaryota; Metazoa; Arthropoda; Insecta; Coleoptera; Brentidae. Gene Ontology annotation, biological process: translational elongation. Gene Ontology annotation, molecular function: translation elongation factor activity; GTP binding; GTPase activity. The transcript has 6 exons. The coding region runs from base 189 to 1883 and encodes 564 amino acids.